This is a messenger RNA of Westerdykella ornata, 2380 nucleotides long. RefSeq lists its product as uncharacterized. The record is from RefSeq and is a predicted model, not a curated record. Bases 448 to 2301 code for a protein of 617 amino acids. NCBI's taxonomy places the organism in Eukaryota, Fungi, Ascomycota, Dothideomycetes, Pleosporales, Sporormiaceae. Gene Ontology annotation, molecular function: triacylglycerol lipase activity. The transcript has a single exon. Gene Ontology annotation, biological process: triglyceride catabolic process.
GUACGCCCAUCAGCAGAAAUGGACUAGCCACCGUGGCUUGGCAUGUUCGUACAUGCAAUUCAUUAACCCGGAAAUCCGAUCCCUCCCGAGGUACAAGCUCGUGACCACGCCUUGCAACUCCACCACCAACCUCUCCACCACUCACAUUGCGAGAAGGAAGCCGCUUGUCUGAAACAACCACUCCAGCACGCAUACAGACGGCUUCGCCGGCCAUGGGAUCCGGGUGCGUCACGCUGCCGAUGGGUAUAGAGGGGACGUGGUUAUAGAAUAGAUGGCGGGGAAAGCUGCUUUCUUCCUGAGGGUGUAAAUGCUCACGACCUAUAUUCACUUUCAUUUCUACUACUGCAUCUCUAUCUCGAAUACAACCCGGAUUUUCUAUUAAUCGUCAUAUAAGAUUAUUUUCUUGAUGUAUUCCCCUCAUCUCUAUUUACAUUGACACCUCUGACAAUGCAUCCGCCUUCUCCCUCUCCUCUGCCCAUCCUCCUCCUCCUCGCCCUCCUCCCCUCUCCUUCAUCCGCAUUCCCCUUCCCCUUCCCCUCCAACAAAAGACCCCCAUCCCAACACUUCCCCAACAUCCACACCCUCUCCACCAUCGGCGACUCCUACGCCGCAGGCCUAGGCGCCGGUCCCCGCCUCGACUUCUGGUGCUCCCGCCACUCUGACAGCUAUCCCUCUGUCCUAUUCCAAGCGCUCUCCGCGCAGAAGCAAGAAGACGCUGCGGCCGUCCCUUUCGAUGAUGUCGGGUAUCCGUCUCUUCAAAGCCCUCCUCAUGGCGCCGACACCGUCUCCGGAUCGGAAACAGUGCGAGACCUCACGCACCACUCCCACGCCUGCACUGGCGCCACCAUGGCCGACAUGCGGACCUCGCAACUGCCUCAAAUACCGGACGGCAGCACGGACGUGAUGACCAUCUCGGCGGGCGCCAACGACAUCGGGUGGACGGCCGUGUUGAACGCGUGCGUGUACCAAUUUUACCAUGAUUCUGCCUCUCAGGAGACGGAUUGCCGGUAUGCGAUUCACGAGUCCAGGAGGAAGAUGGAGGGCAUGGGGGAGAGAGUGAGAAGGUUGUUGGAGGUUGCGAGGGGGAAGAUGAACGUCUCGACGACGAAGACAAAUACAACGUCCCCCGAUCCAUCCGAAUCUGCAUUCCAGUGGAACCUCUGGACCAGACGCAAAAGCAGCAAAAGAAGAGGGGGACCAAACCCAAUCAUCUACCUAACUCUCUACACCCCUUUCUUCGCCCCCACCACCACUACCUCCCUCUCCGAAACCCAAACCUGCACAAACACAACCCUCUCCCUCUGGGCCCAACAACCCUCAAAGCAAUACCUCACCCCCACCCUCCGCACCUCCCUCAACGCCCUCAUCUCCGACAUGAACCGCAUCCUGGAAGACGCAGUUAUUGAAGCCAAUGAAGCGUUUGCAGACGUCGACGUAGCGGUCGUGCGCUGGGGUGAUAAAGUAGGUAGAAACCGGGGCCGGUUUUGCGAAGAUGGUGUUGAGGAGCCGGAGCCGGGGAGGGAGGGAUUGGCGUUUUUUGAAUGGGGGAGUGGUGCGGAUGAGGAGGAGGGGAGGUGGAGGGACAGAGCAGAGGGGGAUCUAGUGCCUGUAAGGAGUUUUGAGGGCGAGAUUGCGGAGUGGGUGUUACGGACCCUGCGGAGACAUUCGGAUUGGAGUAUUGCGGAGGUGGGGGUGGGGAAGAAGGCGGGUGGGUAUGGUGGUGAUGGGGAGGAGGGAAAGGAGAAAGAGAGACGGGAGAUGGUGGAUGCGGAAGUGACUCGCAGACGGCGUAGACGUAGCGAUGCUGCCGCGCGCAGUUCUGAGCCUCUCGAUCUCGAGCUCGACCUCAGCCUCGACGUUACGUCCGAUCCUUCACCCAGACCGGAUGAUUUUCUGUCAGAUGUGAUUUGGUGGCUGCUCCCAGACGGCUUCAGGCACAUCUUCCAUCCGCGGCCGCACACGCACGUCUUGAUCGCCGAGCUCAUAUUGCAAGAUCUCCAGCGCAGGGAAACAGACCAUACAAGGGAGUUGUAUUACAACUCGGCAAGCGUGUUCUUACUCCAGGUGGGAGCGUUGGUGAUGAGUGUUUUGGUGCUGGUGUUUGUAGGAGUGGCGGUCGUGAGGUUGGUGAGGUCGCUGUGGAGGUGUGGGCGGAGGGUGGGAGGUACAGGAAAGGGGAAGUAUGCCGCUAUUGAAGGGGAAGAUAAACAAAGGGAGGGAGAGACGGAGCCGUUGGUGAGGAAGGAUGAGGCGGCGAGAGUGGAUGCCUUCGAGGGGAUGGCUUAUGAUACCUUUGUAUAGACGACUUGUGAUGCUUCGUCUAGACGACUUAUGAUACUCUGUUUAAAGAACUUAUGAUACGCUCAUACAGCAGUCUUGA